Molecule: messenger RNA, 450 nt
Organism: Serpula lacrymans var. lacrymans S7.9
Lineage: Eukaryota; Fungi; Basidiomycota; Agaricomycetes; Boletales; Serpulaceae
Exons: 3
Coding region: 1-450 (149 amino acids)
Source: RefSeq, a predicted model, not a curated record
AUGCCCAACCUCUCCUUGUACCCCCAGGGGUUCCCCAAUCCCUCCCAACUCACCUUGCACACCAAUCCAUGCUCCACAUUCCCCAAUACUGCUCUUGCGGAACUACCCCGCAUGGAGCCAGAGAAUGAGGAUGCUGAAGACCUCACUCUGGCCCAGGCAAUUACCUUGCUUGCCAGAUUGUCCAGACAUAGCCCCAACAGCACUUCCGCAUGCACCAAGAUUAGAGAGCCAGACACCUUUGAUGGCUCCAAUCCCAGGAAGCUCCGCUCCUUCAUUGUGCAGUGCCAGCUGGACUUCAAUAACCAUCCAGGCACAUUCCAAACUGACCGAGCGAAAAUCAACUACGCUAUCUCUUUCCUUAAGGCAGCUAGAAAACUAAAAAUUAUAUCUACUAUUCAAGUUCCGACAGUCUCAAGCUCAAUGACAGUACAGACAUGGGUGUUCAACUGA